This is a messenger RNA of Chelonus insularis, 731 nucleotides long. RefSeq lists its product as uncharacterized. Lineage: Eukaryota; Metazoa; Arthropoda; Insecta; Hymenoptera; Braconidae. The transcript has 4 exons. The coding region runs from base 8 to 562 and encodes 184 amino acids. The record is from RefSeq and is a predicted model, not a curated record.
CAUCAUCAUGACUAAAUAUCAAAUAUUCAAUAUUCUAUUUACUAAUUUGAUUUUUUUCUGCAUCAACAACAUAUUGGCAGGGGAGAAUGAAAAAUUUGUUCUACACUCCAUUGAAGAUGCUACACCACCAAAUGAGUGGAUGAAACUGCUAUCUAUUUAUACUCAUGAUGAACAAUAUGUCACAUUGAGUACAGAAGUCUACAAAGAAUUCCCAGCAGAUACAGUUAUCAGGACCAAUGUUACAUAUGCUGGUGAAUCUUUUCCCCAACAUGAAAUGCUGUUAUGUGACUCUUUUAAUGAAAAACUAUUUGGAGAUGAUGUGAAACAGUGUGGAUUUCCACAACCUGGAUUCCCUCAACAGUGUCCUUUUGGUCCACAUAAAUUCCUAGAAGUAAAACAAUGGAAAUUCCCACAAUAUAAAAUACCAGAUGGUACAUUUCCAGGAUCAGUCAUAGUGAACAUCACCUUUUCUAGUGGACCUGAACUAAUGUUGAAAGUAAAUGCAGCAGGUGAAGUGGUCCAAAAGUUAUAUUCAACGAAAGCACCAAUGAGCUUAGGAUAAUAAUUUGAAAUAUUACCUAGUGUCCUAGAGUAUUUUGCACAAUUGCAGUAAUAAUAGCAAUUACCAAUAACGUUCAAUAAACCUAUUAUUUGUUCCUUGGCUUAUCUAUUUCAAUGCACCAUUUGGAGAACAUUUAAUUUGCACAAAUAAAUUGGUUAGUAUCACUAUU